AUGGGUGUAGACUCAGGUCGUAGUGAAUGUCCCCACCAAGAUUGGAACCAAACCUACACCAUUGGAUCUGACACAGAGAAGCUGCAGCACAACUCUACGGACACAGACCCAGGCACUCUACGGAGACAGACAGAACCAGGCACUGUACGGACACAGACAGAACCAGGAACUGUACGGACACAGACAGAACCAGGCACUGUACGGACACAGACAGAACCAGGCACUGUACGGACACAGACAGAACCAGGCACUCUAGGGACACAGACAGAACCAGGCACUGUACGGACACAGAACCAGGAACUCUACGGACACAGACAGAACCAGGCACUCUACGGACACAGACAGACCCAGGCGCUCUACGGACACAGACAGAACCAGGCGCUUUACGGAAACAUACAGAACCAGGCACUCUACGGACACAGACAGAACCAGGCGCUCUACGGACACAGACAGAACCAGGCGCUUUACGGAAACAUACAGAACCAGGCACUCUACGGACACAGACAGAACCAGGCGCUCUACGGACACAGACAGAACCAGGCGCUCUACGGACACAGACAGAACCAGGCGCUCUACGGACACAGACAGAACCAGGCGCUCUACGGACACAGACAGAACCAGGCACUCUACGGACACAGACAGACCCAGGCACUCUACAGACACAGACAGAACCAGGCACUGUACGGACACAGACAGAACCAGGCACUCUACAGACACAGAACCAGGCACUCUACGGACACAGACAGAACCAGGCACUCUACGGACACAGACAGAACCAGGCGCUCUACGGACACAGACAGAACCAGGCGCUCUACGGACACAGACAGAACCAGGCACUCUACGGACACAGACAGACCCAGGCACUCUACGGACACAGACAGACCCAGGCACUCUACAGACACAGAACCAGGCACUCUACAGACACAGAACCAGGCACUCUACAGACACAGACAGAACCAGGCACUCUACAGACACAGAACCAGGCACUCUACGGACAGACAGAACCAGGCACUCUACGGACACAGACAGAACCAGGCGCUCUACGGACACAGACAGAACCAGGCGCUUUACGGAAACAUACAGAACCAGGCACUCUACGGACACAGACAGAACCAGGCGCUCUACGGACACAGACAGAACCAGGCGCUUUACGGAAACAUACAGAACCAGGCACUAUACGGACACAGACAGAACCAGGCGCUCUACGGACACAGACAGAACCAGGCGCUUUACGGAAACAUACAGAACCAGGCACUCUACGGACACAGACAGAACCAGGCGCUCUACGGACACAGACAGAACCAGGCACUCUACGGACACAGACAGAACCAGAUUUGUGUUGUGCUCAGACAGAGUAAUUAUUCCUAUAGGCAGGGAUAA
This is a messenger RNA of Knipowitschia caucasica, 1380 nucleotides long. The record is from the annotation of a GenBank genome assembly. Lineage: Eukaryota; Metazoa; Chordata; Actinopteri; Gobiiformes; Gobiidae.